Molecule: messenger RNA, 3252 nt
Organism: Artibeus jamaicensis (Jamaican fruit-eating bat)
Lineage: Eukaryota; Metazoa; Chordata; Mammalia; Chiroptera; Phyllostomidae
Gene: KCNMB3
Product: potassium calcium-activated channel subfamily M regulatory beta subunit 3
Exons: 4
Coding region: 151-1026 (291 amino acids)
Biological process (GO): detection of calcium ion; potassium ion transport
Cellular component (GO): voltage-gated potassium channel complex; membrane
Molecular function (GO): potassium channel regulator activity; calcium-activated potassium channel activity
Source: RefSeq, a predicted model, not a curated record
UCCAGCAAAGCGGGCACCACCCACCACCAGGUGGCAGCUUUGGAGUCUGGGGUGCUUUUGAUGGCUGCCCAUGCGGGGCACUGGUGGCUCCCUCUGGGACCCCGCUUCCGUUGAUGCUUGAGUAUCACCCUUCUGGUGCCCUCAGAGGCUAUGACUCAGGUGAAAGGAGUCCGUCUUGCCCAGCCCCUUGGUCUCAUGCAGCCUUUCAGCAUCCCGGUUCAGAUUACACUCCAGGGUGGCCGGCAACGCCAGGGGAGGAAAGCCUUAUCUACCUCAGGGAGGAAGAGAAAUACAGACCACAAUGGUGGGCACCCACCGAAUGGGCCAAAACAGCUGCCUUCCAGUGCUGGAGAGGACCGAGCCAUGCUGCUUGGGUUCACAAUGGUGGGCUUCUCAGUUCUAAUGUUCUUCUUGUUUGGAAUAACUAUCCUAAAGCCCUUCAUGCUCAGUACUCAGAGAGAAGAAUCUAACUGCACUAUCAUCCAUACAUGUAUCACGGAUGACUGGUUGGACUGUUCUUUCACCUGUGGUGUGGAUUGCCAGGGUCAGGGCAAGUACCCUUGUCUGCAGGUGUUUGUGAACCUCACCCAUUCAGGUCAGAAAGCUCUCCUACAUUAUAAUGAAGAGGCCGUCCAGAUAAAUUCCAAGUGCUUUUACACACCGAAGUGCCACCAAGAUAGGAGUGAUUUGCUUAACAGCACUCUGGACAUGAAGGAGUUCUUCGAUCACAAAAAUGGGACCCCCUUUUCAUGCUUCUACAGUCCAGACAGCCAGUCUGAAGGUGUCAUUCUCAGAACAAAGUACAACCGAACGGCUAUCUUCCACUGUUUCUUUUGGCCUUCGUUGACUCUGCUGGGUGGUGUCCUGAUUGUUGGCUGGGUGCGAUUAACACAGUACCUGUCCCUGCUGUGUGAACGAACGGUACAGCGCUGCAUUCAGGGUGGCCAAGUAUCUUAUAGGGAGCAGUAUCGAUUCAAACUUGGAGUGUGGGGAGAAGCAAGGGGAGGGGCAGAGAAAGCUUAUUAAGGUGGUGGCCAAAUUGAAGUCCUGGCUUUAAGACACCUGGGAUUUCUGCACUUGAGGACUUAAUUAUGCCUGCUUGCAAACUAGCCACAAGAGGCAGUUAAGUAUAAUAUGGGAAUGAAAAGAAAAUUUUUAAGUCUCACAUGUAUUCUAUUUAUCUUAUAAAUACAUACAGAUUCACCAUCUUUUCUACUCAAAAUCUCUUUCCACAUGAGCCAAAGAAGCACUUUUUGUACUCACAUGGUAAAAUGAGCUCAAGGUAGCUGUCCUUUAUCUAAUCUCAGCUCUAGCUAGAACUUGUCAAUGUGGAAAGAAUGAUGAGGGUAUGCAACCUACUGAGCACUGAACAACCAGUCUAGUUCUAUGCAGUGUACUUCACAUUAAAAUAGAUCUCAGAAAAAUUCCAGAUGAAGAACAGUUCACUCACCAGAGGAAGAUGGUGACUGGGUAAUCUAAAACGUGGGUCUGCCACUUUACUUCCCAUUCACAAUAGAGGGAAGCCCCUGCCUCGAAAAUUCACUAAGUUUAGAGUUAUCUGUACCUAACUUUCCUAUGUACCAUGUAAUUUUUCUUUCAGCAAUAUAUUUUUCCUUAAUUACUCUUCCUGUAAGCUCAUGUAGUUCUUGGUACACUUUCUGGAGAGAUGGCUAGAAAUGUGUUGUGAAGUAGGUAAGCUGUAGUGGAUGGAGUUUAAAAUUCGUCUCGGGUAGUCUACACUGUAGAGAAGUCUCACCUGGAUACUCAACAACUGUCCAUACAUUAACUGAGGAAUAAACUGUGGGUAUUAAAUCAUGAAAGUCACAAGACUCUCCCAACAGGUUCCUCCCAGAUUAAGCUGAAUAUGAGUUGAAAACCCGUUCUGAAAACCAACAUGCCUUAAAGUAGCUUUGAAAUUUUACUAAGAAAAUCUACUUCAUGGACAACAGAAAGAGACUUGAAGCAACGUUUGCAUGUAGAUGUUAUCAAACCGAAACUUUGAUCCUCGGCCAAUUCGAUGCCUUUUAGAAAUUAAAGUCACAAAUUACCAAAUAAACAAUCAAACUGAGCAACAUUGACUUGGCCAGUAGUAAACAAUUUUCGUGUUUUCUCCUCUUUCUGGUGUGGAGUGGUAGAACUCGUGUCUCAGAGCAAGAGUUAUUUGAAUAUUUUAGGCCAGAAUUGUAACUUUUCAGAAUGUAUCCUUGGGCAAUUUGGCUGAAUUGGUAGAGCCUCUCUUUUCAUCUGUCAAAUGGGGAUAAUCUCUUCUUUCAGCAGGUUAUCUUAGGGAAUAAACAAUGCAGAGUAUGUGAAACACCUAGUGCAGUUUCUGGUACCCAGUAGAGGUACUUAAAGAUGUUAGUAGGUAACAAAAAUAUUCUCCUAAGUUUCACUAUUCAGUCAGCUUUGUCCCUCUCCUGGCUCUAUACCCGAAGGAAAUGCAAUCAGUACCUCCAAGAGACAUCUGCACUCUCCUGUUCACAAGAACAUUAUUCACAAUGACCAAGAUGUAGAAAUAACCUAAGUGUCCAUCAACAGACUAAAGAAAUUGUGGUUAUAGAUAACGUAUGUAUAUACACAUACAAAAGAAUAUUAUUUAGUCUUAAAAAAGGAGAUCCUAUUUGCAAUAACACAAAUGAACAUGGAGGGUAUUAAUUAAAAUAAGCCAGACACAGAAAAGAGAAAACUGCAUUUCACUUGCACACAUGUGGAAUCUAAAAAAGUCGAAUCCAUAGAAACAGAGAGAAGUAUGGUGGUUAUUAGGAGUAGGGAGGUGGGGGAGAUGUUGGUUAGAGGGUACAAACUUUCAGUUAUAAGGGAAAUAAAUCUAGAGGUUUAGUACACAGCAUGAAGACUAUAGUUAAUAACUGUUGUCUUGAAUACAGGGAAUUUAGUGUAGAUUUCAGGCGUUCUCAUCACAUACACAGUAACUGUGAGAUGACAUGUUAAUUAGCUAGACUGUAGUAAUCAUUUCACUAUAUAUAUCAAAUCAUUACAUUGUAUACCUUAAAUACAUACAAUUCUUAUUAAAAAGAAAAUGUCCAGAACAUGCUGUUCAAAAGGUUGUGGUUGCCCUGGCUGGUGUGGCACAAUGGAUUGUGUUCUGGCCUAUGAGCCAAAAGGUCGCUGGUCGGAUUCCCUGUCAGGGCACGUGCCUGCAGUGCAGGCCGGGUCCCUGGUUGGACAGUGUGUGCAAGAGGCAACCGAUGAACGUUUCUCUGGCACAUCAAUGUUUCUCUCCCUCUCUUUUCC